Molecule: messenger RNA, 2471 nt
Organism: Camponotus floridanus (Florida carpenter ant)
Lineage: Eukaryota; Metazoa; Arthropoda; Insecta; Hymenoptera; Formicidae
Product: nitric oxide-associated protein 1
Exons: 6
Coding region: 145-2430 (761 amino acids)
Molecular function (GO): GTP binding
Source: RefSeq, a predicted model, not a curated record
UCUGGUUUACAUAGAUUUACAAGCCGGUGCACAUAUGCAAAACUGCAAGUACAUUAAAUAAAAAGUAAUUCUACUUGACAAAUCUAACCUUUCAAAUAACCUGUGAUAAAUGUCGCAUUGAGAAACACAUUCAAUAUCUUCACCAUGCUAUCGAUAAAUAGUGUAAAAUUAAUUAUUCCGGCGAGCCAUACAACGUGGAAAAAUUAUGUAGGUAAUACGUACUGUCACCUGAAAAUCUAUCGCAACAGAUACAAGCACCUAGUUCAAACUUUUGGUUAUUCCACGAAAUGUGAUAUAAAAAAGAAUGCUGGUUCAUUGCUCGAUCCCAGGGUCGAGGCACUGCGAGAGAAAUUGAUUUAUUGCGAUUAUCUAGAUCGUAAUAAGGUGACAAUGAAUUAUAUGAAGCGUUUUAUGCAGAAGAAGAAGAUGGAAUUUAUUGAUAGUCAAAUGCGGGUUGACAGACUUAUGAAGCCUGUCUACAGUAUACUCUUAGAUAAGAAAAAUGAUGAGAGCAAUGACAGUCAUCUGCAGGAAGCAUGUACAGAAGAGCAACCGACAAAACCUAUUAAAUCUGUGCAUAUGCCAUAUGCGAGUACUGAUGAAUAUAGUAAUGUAAAGAUGUCGUCGGAGAAUGUAAAUGAUAAUAAUUUUGAUGAAUUGGCAAUACCUUUGAAUGACAAAUAUAAAGCUCUGUACGAUAAAUAUUUGGAAGAGAAGAAGGUAGCUUCUAGCAAAGAGACAAAGCUCAUUUUAAAGGAAUAUUUAGAGGAAAGAGAAACGGAUUCUUCGUACAAGUACAACUUGUCCAAUGUUCCACCUAAUUGGAUGGUCGAUGUCGAGGAAUAUGAUGAUACCUUAGAUAUGUGGCUCGACAAUUAUGGCACUCCAGAUCCCAACUCUAAAAUCAGCUCUGUUCCUUGUGGCGGAUGCGGCGCCUUGUUACAUUGCAAAGAUCACGCUCUGCCAGGUUACUUGCCUUCAGAACUGUUUCUGAAUAAAAGCGAGAAGGAACUGCGAGUCAUGGUCUGUCAAAGAUGCCACUUCAUGAAAUACUAUAAUACCACGUUGGAGGUGAAAGUAUCGGCGGACGAGUAUCCGAAACUUCUGAAGGUAAUAAAAACAAAGAAAUGCGCUGUCAUCCUAAUGGUUGAUCUUACGGAUUUCCCGUGUAGCAUAUGGCCUGAGAUAAAUAGCGUGCUGCAUCCUCUGACACCAGUAUUUGUGGUAGGAAAUAAAGUUGACCUACUACCUCAGGAUUCGCCACACUUCUUCACUCAUGUUAAGGAAUGCCUAUCAAAGGCUGUGGAAAAUGCAGGAAUUAAAAAAGAGAAAAUCAGACACAUAGAACUGAUAUCUGCAAAAACUGGAUAUGGCAUAGAAGAACUAAUAAAUAAAUUACAUUCUCUAUGGAAAUAUAAAGGAGACGUUUACGUGAUUGGAUGCACAAAUGUGGGCAAGUCUUCUCUGUUUAAUGCGUUGCUACAGUCUGAUUAUUGCAAAGUACAGGCUGUGGAUCUUAUACAACGUGCGACAAUCUCUCCCUGGCCGGGUACAACUUUGAACUUGUUGAAGUUUCCUAUCUUAAAUCCCCUUAGAUGGCGGCUUUAUAUGAGAACGAUGCGAUUGAUAAAUGAACGACAAUUCAAACAUGAUGAAAACCGAAUAAAAAACGAUAUGUUCAAAACGACGCGUAAAUUAAAAUACGCUACAUUGCAAAGUCACAUUGGUAUGACAUUUCGAUCAAAAUUGACACUUAAGAGCGAUCCGUUUAUGGAAAAAAAAUACAGAUAUCAUAGGGAACGAUUCGGUUUCGACGAAACUAAGGAAGAAUAUAAAUACAGCCGCUGGUGUUACGACACUCCCGGUACCAUUCAACCAGAACAGAUCUUAGAUCUGCUAACGACACCAGAACUCUUAUCAGUUUUACCGAGGAGAAUAAUCUCUCCUAGAACAUUUAUUUUACAAACAGAUCAGACGAUAUUUUUGGGCGGAAUCGGCAGAUUGGAUUAUUUGGAAGGCGACGGUUUCAUUAGAUGCACGAUAUUCUCGAGUAGACAAUUGCCAAUUACUGUAACCAAUACUGCUGAUGCGGACAAUAUAUACGACGAAUUACUCAAAACGGAAGCAUUCGUCGUACCCGAGAGCAAUCCGGAGCGAUUGAAACAUUGGCCCGCAUUAGGAUCUAAGGAGAUGGAAGUCAUUGGUAUUGGGAGGAACGAGUCAGCUGCUGAUGUUGUUCUCUCCAGCGGCGGAUGGAUCGCGAUUGCUGGUGGACAAAACGUACGCCUUUCAUUAAAGGCUUGGACCCCGCAGGGACGCGGCUUACACCUUAGAACGCCGGCGCUCUUAAGUAAAUCCGUUGUUCUACGUGGUACUCGAGUCUUCGACGCACCAACAUAUAGAGACGGACGUCAAGCGUACAAAGCGUGAAGGAGAAAGAAUAGUUUUUACAUGUAUAAACUUCUUGUAUC